GGGGGAGUAGAGGGGGGGGCAGCUCUCUCUCCUCUGCGGAUACACACUACUGAAUUUCUACAACCGUUUCUGCCUGGGUUACUAGCACUGACAAAACGGGCAAAUGUCGAAAUCCGAGUGGCGACUCCGCACAAUCCCCCGCUCGUGUCUGCUGAGCGCUUAACGUUCUUCUAGCGGCUUGCUUGCAGAAAGACGACGGCGGUUGACAAUAGCUCGCCAGCGUUGCGCCAUGGCACUGGGUAGCUAGCGAGCUGCUGUGUCUCAACUGUUCGAGCUCAUGUAAGCAAUAAUAGACCUCGCUUUAUUUAUCUGCCUAACCUGCUGCAACAUGCUGAUCUGGCCUCGAGUGGUGGUAAGGUGAUGACGAAGUCAUGACGAUGUUGAAAACUGGUUGGGGAUCUGUUCUCUGAGGAGAUGAUGAAGAAACGUCCAUUGCUGUGUAAUUCUCUCAGAUGCUCACCGACUUCACUUUGGAGCUUCACAUACGCUGAGCUAUGGUGAUGCUAAUCCAUAGCCUUAGCAUUAACAACAACAGCUGCCUCUGCAUGAUCGUCACAGCCAUGCUGAAACCUGCUGGUCCACAGAUGGAUUGAUGCCUGAAAGCAGUUAUUGGCAACUCUGCCCUUCCUCAAAUUCUGCUGUGCAGGGCGUGCUGAGUUCCAGCUUCCCCCCCGGCCCUGUGCCUCUGGGACCUUCUGCUUCCCACCUGCCGGAGGGGGACAACCUGAAUCGUCCGCUCGCCCCGAGCACCUCUGUGACGGACCUGUCUUUUCCCGGGCCACCCCCUCCCCCCCCGCCACCCCCAAAACGCCACUGUCGUUCGCUGUCUGUGCCGGAGGACCUCUCACGCUGCCGGUACACCUGGCGGCCAAGUGCCUCCAAGGUCUGGACACCAGUGAACCGCCGAUGCCACAGUGGAGGGGGCGCGGGGGGGCCGUGUCCGCUGCGUGCCCCCAGUUCCUCUCUUAAUUCCUCUCUGCAUUCUUCCUCGAGCCCCACUUUCUUCAGCUUGGCCCUUUCCCCAGAUUCCCCGCUGCCAUGGAGUUUCCCGUGGGACCCGAGUGACGCAGCCGGAGGCGGCGCCUGUUGCUGCUUCUUCCCUUCCGCUUCCUCGUGCUCUUCCUCUCCGUCUCCUCUUCACCCUCCUCCUCCUCCGCAGCGACGCUUCUCGCUCUCUCCUGUGCUCAUCCGUGAAGCCGCCGCACACUUCCUUCCUCCACCCCAGGCGCCCCUACAGCCUGCCUCCCAUCCUCCAGCCGUGCCCGCCUCGCCGUCCUCUGCAUGCAGCACUCCAUCUUCCGUGCGCCGCGCUCUUCCUCCUCAGCUUCCACGCUGUCACUCUCAGCCAUGUGACCUCCUCCUGCUCAAGCCUGGCCUGAAGCGUCGCAGGGACCCGGACAGACCAUGUGCACGGCCUGUGCUAGACUUCGCAAAAAUGACACAGACCCGAAGCACAGAUCCCCUCAGCUGUUUGGACCGUGGUAGACUUGCCUGCGGAGGCGACCUCUGCAUGGGUCUUGAACCUUUUUUUGGAGACUUCAGAGGGUCAUGUUCACCUGCUGAAGGAUUAGGAAGGACGAGUAUUGGACCGCUGAGUGAAAGUGAUGAGGAGGAGGAAGAGGAGGAGAGGGAAGAGGCAGACUCGUCACGUGAUGGAGGACAGCAAAGUGUUUUUGAGAGGGAUUGUACAGAAUUAGACAUUACUCUCAUUGAGGAGAAUUGAAAAAAAAAAUGUGUAAAGGAUGCUUUUUUUUUCACCCCUCUCUUGCAUUGCCAGCAUUCAACCCAUUUGUUCACCACCUGCUACACUGGCAGGCCUCUCAGGAACUCUGCUGCUCGCUCACGAGCUGUGCAGGUGUAUAAAAUCUCAUUGAUGCAUUAAUGAAGACAUGUUGACUAGUAGCAGUUAUUACAGGUUAAUGCAGUUGGUUGUGGAUGUUGACCCAAUAUCAUAUUACAUUCCAGAAUCAGUUGCAAAGAAACUCUAAGGAUGUGAAUAUUAGACAGCUGGUGGACACUUGCUAGGAAAUUUAGAUGUUCUCUAAAUAUAAAAAAAAAAAAAAAUCACUGAAAGGCAGAACUCGAAGGGAACUGAGCGUCUUGAGCUUCUUGCUGUCUUUCUUUUUCUUGUCUUUUUUUUCUUUCAACAUGUUUUCUUAGUAGGAAUAGUCUUUCGUGGAUGAUAGUUAUGAAUAACAGUGUUUUGUUCAGUUUGAAUUAAAAAAAAAAAAAGGUCAACAUGAGAGCUGUACUUUACUCUUUGGGCCUUUCUACUUCCUGAGAAAAGUCCAUCUAAUUCAGCAUAAGCCUUAAGAUGCCUUUUUCCUUUAUCAAAAAGACUCUUGAAGGAAAUGACUUGUGUAUCUGUUGUCCUUCCUACUGUUACUUUUUUGCUGUCUCUUUUUUAUCUUUUAACCUGUACAAUGCAUUCCUCUAAAAACUGAAUACAUUGAGUGUACAUUGAGUUAUGCACUGUAUUUGAGGCAGAAACAGAAAAAAAAAACCAACCACUGUAUUCUGAAGGCACACUGAAAUGCUGAACACGUCGCAUUGUACAGUAUUUGUUCGAAACAGAUUGACUGAAGAUGGUACCUUGGUGGGUGGAAGGUAUUUUUUUUUCUGUCUUUUUCUGUUGUAUGUGUAAUAAGAUUGAAAGUUCUGAUUCAGUUUAUGCAUAAAUAAAGUUUAUUUGAAAUUAUUUUACAGAGAAA
Molecule: messenger RNA, 2711 nt
Organism: Pangasianodon hypophthalmus (striped catfish)
Lineage: Eukaryota; Metazoa; Chordata; Actinopteri; Siluriformes; Pangasiidae
Gene: fam53c
Product: family with sequence similarity 53 member C
Exons: 5
Coding region: 593-1723 (376 amino acids)
Biological process (GO): protein import into nucleus
Cellular component (GO): nucleus
Source: RefSeq, a predicted model, not a curated record